GCGAUGCUGGAUUGAGCUGGGCGGCGAUAUUGCAGGGAGGCAGACGCACCGACCGUGCGAUGGAAAUGGGGAAACCAUCAAACAUGGCGAGAGCUGCAGCCUCUUCAUCCCCCAUUCCUCAAUAACCACAGCUGACUGACUGACGCCUUCGCAAUCUGUAAGAAAAAAACACAGCUAUUUAUGUUUUUCGUAAUCGGAGUUGCAUAUUCAUAAAGAGCCAUCGAUCCGUUCCCUGUCGCCGACCAGAGGUCCUGAUCGUGCCGCAGGCUAAUCAAUAUAUCGCUCUGAAUCCCGACCAACGUCGUGCCUGUCUGCCCCUUAGGAGACGGACGCUUUCUGUCGUUCGGCUGUAAACAUCUUCACGAGGGUAGCAACUUUUCAGUCAUUCUGUUGCUGAAGCUGCGGAUGUGCUGCUGAAUUCAGACGGCAGCACGGGUAAUCGGAUCGAGGUGUUAGAGCCGUACAUCUUAUCCAUUAUUUGGAUGAUAGCAUUGUCAGAAUUUUGCGGGAAAAAAAGACUGUCAGGGAUGCCAGGCGUUUGAUUUGAGGUUUUCAAGGCUGGGAAACAGCGUUCUGUUUUCUCUUUCAGCGACACUGCCACAUUCAGUUGUGUCAAACAUGGAAGAUGUUUCCCCCCAGACUGUCCGUAGGUAAUGAUUGGAAUUUACCGCUGCUCUUCGCCAUCUCGGUUCUGCUUGCAUUAAUGCGGUGUUCGGUGCAUUUUAUUCGGCGAAAUGCUAACCCUCCCUUUGUUACGCGAGAUUCGUGAGUGAAGAUCUGGAUUGUUCCGAGUCUGUUUAUGAUCUAGCCAGAUUAACACCAACAAUUCAUAACGCCUCACAUUUUUAUGCACGAGGCUAGAAGUUAAUCUCCAAGGUGCACGAUGAAAAGAUGGCACAGCCACUGCUUGCACCGCCAGGACCAGACAGCCUCGUACAUUUCACCCGGGAAUCUCUUGCAGCUAUUGAGAGAAGCAUUGCAGAGGAAAGAGCCAAGAGACCCAAGGAACAACACGGUGAUGAUGAUGAAAAUGGCCCAAAGCCAAAUCGUGACUUGGAAGCCGGCAAAUCACUACCAUUUAUUUAUGGUGACAUACCUCCAGGGAUGGUUUCUGAGCCACUGGAAGACCUGGACCCAUUUUAUAGAACAAAAAAAACUUUUAUAGUAUUGAACAGAGGGAAGGCAGUCUUCCGAUUUAGUGCCACACCUGCCUUGUACAUUUUAAGUCCUUUCAAUCCUAUAAGGAAACUAGCUAUUAAGAUUUUGGUACAUUCAUUGUUCAGCAUGCUCAUCAUGUGCACUAUUAUGACCAAUUGUGUGUUUAUGACGAUGCAUAAUCCUCCAGACUGGACGAAGAAUGUAGAGUAUACCUUCACUGGUAUUUACACAUUUGAAUCACUUAUAAAAAUUCUAGCAAGGGGCUUCUGUGUAGAUCACUUCACAUUUCUCCGCGAUCCCUGGAACUGGCUGGAUUUCAGUGUCAUUGUUAUGGCGUAUGUAACAGAAUUUGUAAACUUAGGCAAUGUUUCAGCUCUGCGAACUUUCAGAGUAUUGAGAGCUUUGAAAACUAUUUCAGUAAUACCAGGUCUCAAGACCAUUGUGGGUGCCCUGAUCCAGUCAGUGAAGAAGCUGUCCGAUGUAAUGAUUCUGACUGUUUUUUGUUUGAGCGUAUUUGCACUAAUAGGGCUACAGCUGUUCAUGGGAAACUUAAAACAUAAAUGUGUUCAAUGGCCGCCUGAGUUCAACUUUAGUACAACUAACAGCUCAUUUGUUCUGAAUGACACCAUGGCCAAUGAGACAAUGAACACAUUUAAUUUUGAGAAAUACAUCCUAGACACAAAAAAUUACUAUUUCUUGGAAGGAUCCAAAGAUGCACUGCUCUGUGGUAAUGGUUCAGAUGCUGGUCAAUGUCCCGAGGGCUAUACAUGCCUGAAAGCUGGAAGAAACCCCAAUUAUGGUUACACCAGCUUUGACACAUUCAGCUGGGCAUUCUUAUCAUUAUUUCGGCUGAUGACUCAGGACUUUUGGGAAAACCUUUACCAGCUGACCCUGAGAGCUGCUGGAAAAACAUACAUGAUAUUUUUUGUGCUGGUCAUUUUCCUGGGAUCUUUCUACUUGGUCAAUUUGAUUCUGGCUGUUGUUGCAAUGGCCUAUGAUGAGCAAAACCAGGCCACCUUAGAGGAAGCAGUACAAAAAGAAGCAGAAUUUCAGCAAAUGCUUGAGCAACUAAAAAGACACCAAGAAGAAGCUCAGGCCGCUGCAGCACUAGCCGCUGAGGAAGAGGAUGGAAGUGGAAGAGUUGGAAUAUGUGAAAUGUCACAGAGUUCCUCAGAAGCAUCAAAGCUUAGUUCAAAAAGUGCCAAGGAAAGACGAAACCGACGGAAGAAGCGGAAACAAACGGAACUGGGAACUGAGGAUAAGGAUGAGGAAAAGAUGCACAAAUCAGAAUCAGAAGACAGUGGAAGAAAAGGGAAUGGCUUUCGAUUUUCCAUUGAUCGUAACUGCCUUUCUUAUGAAAAGAAAAACUCCUCUCCACAGCAGUCUCUUCUAAGUAUUCGUGGAUCUAUCUUUUCGCCAAGGCGUAAUAGCAGAAGCAGCAUCUUCAGUUUCAAAGCUCGGACUAAAGAUAUAGGGUCAGAGAAUGACUUUGCUGAUGAUGAACACAGCACUUUCGAAGACAACGAAAGCAGAAGGGGUUCACUCUUUAUCCCACGCAGGCAGGGUGAGAGACGCAGCAGUAACGUUAGUCAGUGCAGUAAGUCCUCCAGGAUGCUGCCAGUCCUUUCAGUGAAUGGGAAGAGGCACAGCACAGUGGACUGCAAUGGAGUGGUUUCACUUGCCGGUGGACUUUCAACUCCAACAUCACCUGUUGGACGCCUUCUGCCAGAGGUGAUAAUAGAUAAGCCAACUACUGAUGACAAUAGCACCAAUACAGAAGCCAUCUUCAAGAAGAGGAGGUCAGGAUCGAACCAAGUUUCAAUGGAUUUUCUGGAUGAUGCUAUACAAAGGCAGAGAGCUUUAAGCGUGGCCAGUAUUCUCACGAAUACAAUGGAAGAAUUGGAAGAAUCUCGACAGAAAUGUCCGCCCUGCUGGAACAAAUUUGCAAAUACGUACUUGAUCUGGGACUGCCAUCCACAUUGGCUAAAAGUAAAGAAAAUUGUCCAUUUAAUUGUGAUGGACCCCUUUGUGGAUCUCGCCAUCACUAUUUGCAUUGUGCUGAACACUCUUUUUAUGGCUAUGGAGCAUUACCCCAUGACAGAAAACUUUGAAAAUGUACUCUCAUAUGGGAACUUGGUAUUUACCGGAAUCUUCACUGGAGAAAUGAUUUUCAAAAUCAUUGCCUUGGAUCCUUUUUAUUACUUUCAAGAAGGGUGGAAUAUUUUUGACAGCAUUAUUGUAAGCCUUAGUCUAAUGGAACUUGGUCUUGCUAAUGUGGAAGGACUCUCUGUGCUACGAUCAUUCCGAUUGCUCAGAGUGUUCAAAUUGGCAAAGUCGUGGCCAACACUGAACAUGCUAAUUAAAAUUAUUGGCAACUCAGUAGGUGCUUUGGGAAACUUGACCUUGGUAUUAGCCAUUAUUGUCUUCAUCUUUGCUGUGGUUGGCAUGCAACUCUUUGGUAAAAGCUACAAGGAGUGCGUCUGUAAAAUUCAGGAAGAAUGUAAAUUACCUCGCUGGCACAUGAACGACUUCUUCCAUUCCUUUCUCAUUGUGUUCCGAGUCUUGUGUGGAGAAUGGAUUGAGACGAUGUGGGACUGCAUGGAAGUAGCGAGUCAGUCGAUGUGCCUCAUCGUCUUUAUGAUGGUCAUGGUAAUAGGUAAUCUUGUGGUACUGAACUUAUUUUUGGCCUUGCUAUUGAGCUCAUUCAGUGCUGACAAUCUAGCUGCUACAGAUGACGACAGUGAAAUGAACAACCUACAGAUUGCUGUGGGGAGGAUACAGAGAGGCAUUGACUAUGUCAAAAGAAAUGUGCAAGAAUUCUUUCAGAAAGCCUUCAUCAGGACCAAAGUCACAGAAGAUAUCAAACCUCUUGAUGAACUACACAGCAAGAAAGAUAUCUACAUCUCAGAUCACACAGGCGUUGAAAUUAGCAAAGACUUGACCUACCAGAAGGAUGAAAAUUGCACCACCAGUGGGAUUGGCAGUAGUUUGGUGAAAUACAAUAUAGAUGAGGGUGACUACAUGUCCUUUAUUCACAAUCCAAGCCUGACUGUUACUGUGCCAAUAGCUGUGGGGGAAUCAGACUUCGAAAACCUAAACACAGAAGACUUCACCAGUGAAUCAGACCUAGAAGGAAGCAAAGAGAAAUUGGCUGAAAGCAGCUCAUCUGAAGGAAGCACAGUUGACAUCAGUCCUCCUGGACAGGGGGAGCAGCCAGAAGAAACACCAGAGGAAUCCAUGGAACCUGAAGCGUGCUUUACUGAAGGAUGUGUAAGGAAGUUCCCAUUUUGCUAUGUCAAUAUAGAAGAGGGCUCAGGCAAAUCCUGGUGGAACCUGAGAAAGACCUGCUACAAAAUAGUGGAACACAAUUGGUUUGAGACAUUCAUUAUAUUCAUGAUUCUUCUCAGCAGUGGUGCCUUGGCUUUUGAAGAUAUUUAUAUUGAACAACGGAAAAACAUCAAAUCAAUGCUUGAAUAUGCUGACAAGAUCUUCACUUACAUCUUCAUUCUGGAAAUGCUGCUGAAGUGGGUGGCAUAUGGUUUUGUGAAGUACUUCACAAAUGCUUGGUGUUGGCUGGACUUCCUCAUUGUUGAUGUCUCUUUGGUAAGCCUCACAGCUACUGCCUUGGGCUACUCCGAACUUGGUGCCAUUAAAUCCCUCAGGACACUAAGAGCUUUGAGACCUCUAAGAGCAUUGUCGCGAUUUGAAGGCAUGAGGGUGGUCGUGAAUGCACUGCUUGGAGCAAUUCCAUCCAUCAUGAACGUGCUGCUUGUAUGCCUGAUAUUCUGGCUCAUUUUCAGUAUAAUGGGUGUGAAUCUGUUUGCUGGAAGGUAUUAUCACUGUAUCAACACCACUGACGGAACUACGUUCCCUAUCGAAAUUGUUGACAAUAUUACAGAUUGCCUUCAGCUUAAUACAUCUGCACGAUGGAAGAACGUAAAAAUAAACUUUGACAAUGUUGGAGUAGGCUACCUUGCUUUAUUACAAGUGGCAACUUUUAAAGGAUGGACGGAGAUAAUGUAUGCUGCUAUUGAUUCGAGAGACGUGAAGCAGCAACCUGACUAUGAAUGCAAUCUGUAUAUGUAUUUUUACUUCGUCAUUUUCAUCAUCUUUGGAUCUUUCUUCACCUUGAACUUGUUUAUUGGUGUCAUUAUUGACAACUUCAAUCAACAGAAGAAAAAGCUUGGAGGUCAAGAUAUUUUCAUGACUGAAGAACAAAAGAAAUACUACAAUGCAAUGAAGAAGCUAGGAUCCAAGAAACCACAGAAACCUAUACCAAGGCCCUUGAACAAGAUUCAAGGCAUGGUGUUUGAUCUCGUAACCCAGCAAGUUUUUGAUAUCAGCAUCAUGAUUCUCAUUUGCCUUAACAUGGUCACCAUGAUGGUAGAGACUGAUGAUCAAAGUAAAGAUAUGGAUAACAUCUUAUAUUGGAUCAACAUGGUUUUCAUAGUUCUGUUCACGAGUGAAUGUGUGCUUAAGCUGAUUGCGCUUCGCUACUAUUACUUUACAAUUGGCUGGAAUACUUUUGACUUUGUAGUCGUCAUUCUUUCUGUUGUAGGCAUGUUCUUAGCUGACAUCAUUGAAAAAUACUUUGUGUCGCCAACCUUGUUUAGAGUGAUCCGGCUUGCAAGAAUCGGCCGUAUCUUGCGCUUAAUCAAGGGUGCUAAGGGAAUCCGCACGCUGCUGUUUGCGCUGAUGAUGUCCCUUCCUGCCUUGUUCAACAUUGGUCUAUUGCUCUUCUUAGUCAUGUUCAUUUAUGCCAUAUUUGGAAUGUCUAAUUUUGCUUAUGUGAAGAAGGAAUCUGGCAUUGAUGAUAUGUUCAACUUUGAAACUUUUGGGAACAGCAUGAUCUGCUUGUUUCAGAUCACCACUUCUGCUGGCUGGGACGGGUUACUGGCUCCAAUUUUAAACAGUGGGCCACCAGACUGUGAUCCUGCAAAAGAUAACCCAGGCAGCCCUAUCAAAGGAGAUUGUGGUAAUCCGUCAGUUGCUAUUCUAUUCUUUGUUAGUUACAUUAUAAUAUCUUUCUUAAUUGUCAUAAAUAUGUACAUUGCUAUUAUUUUGGAGAAUUUCAGUGUUGCUACAGAGGAAAGUGCUGAACCACUGAGUGAAGACGACUUUGAGAUGUUUUAUGAAGUUUGGGAAAAGUUUGAUUCAGAUGCAACUCAGUUUAUGGAGUAUGGUAGAUUGCAUGAUUUUGCAGAUGCCUUGGAACCACCACUUCGUGUGGCAAAGCCCAACAAAAUACAACUCAUAGCGAUGGAUUUGCCCAUGGUCAGUGGAGAUAGAAUUCACUGCCUUGAUAUCUUGUUCGCCUUUACAAAGCGUGUGCUGGGUGAGGGUGGAGAAAUGGAUGCUCUUCGACAGCAGAUGGAGGAACGCUUUAUGGCAUCUAAUCCAUCCAAGAUAUCCUAUGAGCCCAUCACAACCACUCUGCGACGUAAGCAGGAGCACGUGUCUGCAACCAUCAUUCAAAGAGCUUUCAGGCGAUACCUGAUGAGGCGAACUCUGAAACAAGCAUCUUUCAUGCUCAAAGAGAAAGGGAAAACAAGCGAGCUUUUACCAGGCAAAGAAGAGAUGGUGAUAGAUAAAUUCAAUGAAAUCUCCACGACAGACAAAACUGAUAUGACUCCUUCCACCACAUCCCCACCAUCCUAUGAUAGUGUAACAAAACCAGACAGAACCAGGGAAGAGAAAGAAAAAGAAGACAGAGGCAAAGAUAUAAAGGAUUAUAGAAAGUAAAAUGCAAACAAAUCAAAAAGGAUCCACUUUGUAUGACAUUGUUUACAGCUUUUAAGUGUGACCCAACCGUAUCAACAGACUCCAUUUGGAGAUCUAUGCCAAACAAACGAUUAGUAUAUAAUGAGGUCACUGACCCUCACCAGAAGCCGGUGACUCUGUAUAGUGGGGGGGAGGGGGGUGGUAUGAUUGGAGAGUCAGCAGGUGGAAUAGAAGGUUACUGUUUUCACUACUGGUUGACACUGCUGAAGAGGAAAGUCUAAAUAGCUCCUAAGACUGGAGGAACAAGACAAAGGGACCAGAAAAUUUUACAUAUUUGUGUCAUUUCUUGUGUAAUACUAGUGUGUUUUACCUAUAUAUUUUGCAUUACUGUUGCCACAGUUCCACCGUUUAUACCAGGCCCAUAGCAAUUCACACAUUAUUUUAUAAUUCAUAAGUUAUAUAUUAUAUGUGACUAUUUUUCUAAAUGGGGGGUGGGCCUUUAUGUUUUUGGGAAGAAGUUUCACGCACUACUUUUAAGGUAAGUGGAUCACCCCAGAAGUUUAGGAGAAAGCGUUUGACAUGGACAAAACAAAAGUCUUGCAUGGAAGCAUGUUGCACUUGUUCAUGGUGCAUGAGGAAUCAUUAACCCACAAAUCUAACAAAAUAUUUUAUAUCUAUUUAGUGUUUCAGGGUGGCCCUGAUGUCCAAGGUGCUUUACUAAAUGUGUUGUGUUAUAUUUGAACAGUUCUCAUAUGUGCCUGUUAGUUCUUUAUAACCCCUAAACUGAGAGUUGAUGGGUAUUUUUAUGUGGGACAUUUACAAACAACUCUCAGCAGCUGCAACUUUAGUGUAAGUUCUAAAAGACACAGUUACUAUUCCUUUUGUACUGCCAUGGGUGGAUAGAAUCGAGGAGACCUAGAAAGGAUCCACCCAACAAAACUGAAUUGACCAAAAUGGAACUUUACAAAACUGCUCUGCUUUAUCCUGCAGUAUUGUUUAGGCAUCUUCAGCUCUCACUAAGAUUGACAUUGCACAAGACAAAGAAAUCCCUCUGUGAUGUAAAUAGUUACUUCAUAUUGUGGUGCAUAUUUGAGCAAAUAUUUAUCUCGGCACAGCAUUCAAUGCGUCAAAUAUGCAUCACAUGAAGUCUAGUUAGCAAGCUUUUGCCGGACGUGUUCUAUAUCAUUAUAUAUAGUUUGGAUACUGUCACUGGCGCAUGUUUAUUGCUUUUGCUGCUCUACACUGCUCCUUCCACUGCCCAGAAGUGAUUGAAAUGUGAGAAGACAUAAGCCAGUGAUAAACUGAGAACUUGCUCCAUAAGAACUCACUCCUCCUAGUUUACAGUGAACGAAGAAGCAUUUUUACUUUUGAGUUUCUAGAUUCAAUUGUAUGCUGUAUGACCACACUCUUACAGGAUAUGUUGCAGAUUGCUUGAAAUGCUCAAUGUGGUUGAAUUUUAUAAAGAGAAUAUAAAUAUUGUAAAAAUCCAUUUUAUUUUACUUUUCAGCGUUUGUACAUAUAAAAUGUUAAUGAGAAUGAUUUCAGGUCAAAACUACAGACACUUUUUUUUACAUUGAUCCAUAGCACUUUUUCCAUCAGUGAACUUCCCAAAAGAGAAAGAACAGAAAAUUUUAGUUUACUUUUUAACAAAAUGCACACAUUUUCAGUAUAGCAAAAAUUAAUUUGUGCAAAGUUUGGACCACGAUUCACUUCUUUCUGCAAAGUGAUAUCCAGAAAUACAACGAGGGGUAAACAUUAUUCAGACCUAAGCACUGCCUGUCUCGAAGGUGUCAGGGAAGGAAUCCUUGAUCCUUUGUACUGUCCCUUUGGAGACCUUUUUGUCUUGUGACAUAAUUCAUGCUGCACUAGAAUGGCUAGAAGAGAAAAUGGGUCCACAGUUUACUUUCACAAGAACAAAGCUGAUAUUCUUUAAUCACACCCAGGUUUUUUUUGUGUUUUCUUACACAAAGAGAAUUUAAAUGUAAACUCCUUAUAUUAAGCCUAUUGACUUGUAGCGUUAUAGUGAACUGCAUGCAGGAUAAUGCUAAUAUUACCGUAAAUAAAUGGUAAGACUUCAUUACAGAAACAAGCUAAGAGAAUAAAUAAUUUUUUUUUAAUUGUACGUAAUGACUGACUCUCUGUGUGGAUUUUUUUUUUGGUUUGGUUGUCUUGCACAUGCGUCCAUUGUGUUGUACAAAGAAAAUCUUAAGAGUCUACCUACAAACUGUUAUUGGAAGAUUCAGAAACCUGCUCUAAUGUAUUCUUUGGUUGGUAAUAUAUUCAUAAUGUAUUACAUAUUCAGUGCAUUUCUGAAACCUUUUUCUGGGUUUGCUCCCUUUGGUAUUGGAUUAUUGCAUAAAAUGUUUAGUACAUUCUAUUUGUUUAAGUAGAUGCUACUUUUUUAUAAUAUUGUAACUCUAUAUAUCCAAUUUAUUUGCACAAAUUAUGCAGUUAAUACUCCAUAUCUGGGUGGUCCAAUAUUUUAUUUUCUUUCCAUUGUGCUAAGUUGAGGAAAUGCCAAUCAUGUGGUAGUCUGUUUAACAUCAAACAAUUUUGACAGUCACAUAAAGGAUUAAUAAAAAAUGGAAUUUUAUGCAAAAUAAUAUUGUUGGGGAUGCUGAUUUAUUUGCAGAAGCAGCAUCUGUGAAUUUGUGAUCAGAAGGUUUAGAUCUUGAGUACUGAUAAAAAACUUAAUUUGUGAUCAAGAGGUUCGGAUCUUGAGUACUGUUAAUGGACAACAGGUCUAGCAAUGGAAUUUGAGAAAUCAUGAGAUUUAGGAGGAUGAGAGUGAAAGCCUGAACCACAUUGAAGGUUCUCAGAACGCUGCUGUCAUUACUCAGAUAGAGGAGCAUUGAGAAAAAGUUAUUUUAGUCAGGAAGCGUACAAGAUGACCUUUGAUCAUGAG
Mobula hypostoma (lesser devil ray) is the source of this 9784-nucleotide messenger RNA. It is a transcript of the gene scn1laa, whose product is annotated as sodium channel, voltage-gated, type I-like, alpha. Bases 892 to 6900 code for a protein of 2002 amino acids. The record is from RefSeq and is a predicted model, not a curated record. The transcript has 27 exons. Lineage: Eukaryota; Metazoa; Chordata; Chondrichthyes; Myliobatiformes; Myliobatidae. Gene Ontology annotation, molecular function: protein binding; voltage-gated sodium channel activity. Gene Ontology annotation, biological process: sodium ion transmembrane transport; neuronal action potential; membrane depolarization during action potential. Gene Ontology annotation, cellular component: voltage-gated sodium channel complex; plasma membrane; axon.